GCGCGCGGUUAGUUAGCUAUUUAUGAUCCUCGCGCAGCUCUCACAGCUCAGAACAGAAAAGUUGUAGCACAAUAAUGAGCUAAACCGGACAUAAAGGACGCUAAAAGACACACGUUGGAUUUGCUUACACACAUUUUACAGCUAGCGGAGGAUCUCUGACUCGAUGUGAGAAGAAUAUUGAAGUUUGCACCGAUCCACAGAAUUCUUUAUCUUCAUCCCAAAUAAAAUGCGUACAGAGGAGGCAUCAAGCACGGUGCUACACAGACUGAUCCAGGAGCAGCUGCGUUAUGGAAACCCCACGGAUGCUCGCACCCUCCUGGCCAUCCAGCAGCAGGCCUUACGGAGCACGGUGAGCGGAGGAGCCGGAAGCCCACGCUCGUCUUCAGACAGCCUCACUCAGGAGGAACGUCAGGAACCACAGGGCCAAGAGCACCAUCUUGACUUCCAGCACACGGAAAUCUAUCCACCUUACCACCAUGAGCAGCUGCCCACGUACGAGCAAGCCAAAGCAAAUUCACAGCUUGUGGCUUCUCAGUGGUGUCAGGACAGGAGGAUUUACCCAGAGGAUGACAUGAAACAGAGUCACGCCAGGUCUCUCAGCGAGCGUCUCAUGCAGCUCUCGCUUCUACACAAAGACGUUAACGUGGAGUCUCUCUCCAUGAGCUCUUCGUGUAGCUACCCACAAAUAGCCGGGUAUCGACUUAGACAGCAUCAUUUGGGAUUUCAGUCUCAUACACACACUUCUGAUCAAACUCAUGAGUCUGACACUUUCUACCAGAAACCUCCACCACCGUUCCACUCCCAACACACCAGAAUCGUCCCGCCUGCGCCGUCACCCGAGGCGCCGCAUGCUUUCUGCAGUGCGCCCCCUGCUGGCAGGGAGGUCUCUCCACAAAUGGAGCUGCUGAUGAAGGAGAAUGAAAGACUGAAGCAGGAGCUGGAAGGCCAUGCAGAAAAGGCACUCAGGAUUCAGAAGCUGGAGCAGGAAAUCCAGAGGAUCUCUGAGGCCUAUGACACUUUAAUCCAAGGUUGUGUGAAGAGAGAAACACUCGAGCAGACGCUUAGGAGCAAACUGAUGGCCGAAAAUAAGAGGCUUCAAGACAUUAACACGGACCUGAGAGAAAGUCUAGAGAGCAGCAGCAUUCAGGCGGCGAAAGACGUGAAAACCGCUGACUACAACGAGCAAGUUAUCGCUAAACUCCGCAUGCAAAGUGAGGAGCAGAAGUUGCAGUGUGCACGGAUGGAGCGUGAGGUUCAGCUCCUGCGUGAGGAAAGGAACUCUGCGCAGGAGCGCGGCCGGCAGCUGCAAGCCGAGCUGAACAGGAAAAGCGCAUAUGUGGAGCGGGUGGAGCGUCUGCAGGGGGCGCUAGCUCAGCUGCAAACAACAUGCGAGAAGAGAGAGGGUCUGGAACAUCGACUGCGCACUCGUCUGGAAUCAGAGCUGCGCACACUCAGGAACCGACAGAGACAGACACAAACCUGUCCGGGAAUCUCGGCACCUUCAGCGAAUGUGAGCACCCUGUUAGAGCGCCUGAGGGAACGAGAGGAGCGGAUUUUGGCCCUGGAGGCCGACAUGACGCGCUGGGAGCAGAAAUACCUGGAGGAGAAAACCAUGCUGGAGUUUGCCAUGGACACGGCGGCCACCGCUGCAGCUCAGAGAGACACCAACAUCAUCAACAACCGCUCUCCCUGUCUGUCAUCUACAACCAGCUGCAGUGAGGAGCCUAGGGCUGAGAUUCAGAGCCAGGAAAUGGAGAACAGAAUCCAGGCUCUGUACGGGCAGAUCAUGGAGAAGGACGCCAUGAUUAACGUUCUACAGUAUCGACUCCAGCAGGAACAGGAGAAAGGUGAAGCGGACGAGGACGCGCCUCAGAACUGCGCCGCACGCUCUGACUCGAGCUCCUCCAACGAUAAAGGAAAGUGCAACACAGAGAAGACAGGAAUCAUGGCACGCUUUUCCCCCUUUGCUAAUGCGGUGUGUAAGACCAGGGGUCGGGCUCAGACCACCACACACACACCACCGGCAUCAGAACAACUUUGCAGUAGUCAGGAAAUCAGUAAGCAGAAGGCAGCGAAUCCAUUCGAAGGUCUGGACAGUGUGGAAGCUGAGGCAGUGGAAAUCUUCAUCUGAGCGCUGACAUAGUGCUGGAACUCCUCAGCGUCGAGGAAAUGAAACACGGAGGGACACUCGAGGUGUCCAGUCCAGAGGAUUCGAAGCUAAGCUUUCUUCCGGCUCGUGGACUUUUCUCUGAGCUCAAGCAGAUAUCAGAAGGAAAAAUAAUAGGGAAGGUUUAUGAAUGUGAAUCUAUUUGAGCAGAACUAGUGUUGUGUUGUGAUUCAGAGAAGACCCGACAUACAGAGAGAGACCGGAAUGGAGAAGUCAGUUCCGUAAAUCUGUGCAUAAAUAUGUGUGAGUCGUUAUUCACGCAUUAUGUCUCAUACUUUACAUCUUACCAGCCACAACUCACAGCUUCAGGCUUCAGCUGUACAAACUCAGGCAUCUUCUUAGCCCCGUUCGGCUCAUCAAGGCGCCUUAAAUGUUAAAAUGUUGAAAAUAUCUAACCAAUAGUUAUAAAAUGUUUAGCAGAAUAAGUUACAGCAACACCACCAUGUUUAUAAAUCCAAUUUAGGAAAAAAAUCUUCAAAAUUUUGACAAAUUUUCUCUUCAUGUAUUUAAGAAUGUUAUCUGGGUCUGUAUUUUAUUUGUCAGUCUUUGGACCGUUUUUCCUCUCGCUUCCUUUUUUUUCCCACAACACGAAGGUCGCUCUCGUCGCUGAUCUCACCACAUUGUUAUUCUUUUACAUUUUUUCUGGAGGCGGAAACUCUUGCGGUUUUUACAGCUCCACCUUUACCAUGCAUUCUUUUCAUUUUCUUUCUGUCAGGCUUCCUGAAGCUGGAGGAAAAACACAGCAGUGCACUCAUUUGUAACGAUUUUACAGAAGAUUUAAAGGAAAAAAAAAUUGUGGAAUUGUAAAUUAUUAUUAUUUACGAUAAUAAUUUUUAUAUAAUUAUUAUUAUUUUCCCUUUUUUUCCGUUGUACGACGCACCUGCUGGUCAGUGUGUCGUACUCACAACCACGACAAGCUGCGCUUUCUUCAUAUAUUUUGUUUACUACGUUGUAACAUAUGAUGUAAGAUUAAUAUAUUUGCUAUUUUAUAUUAGUGCAUUUAAUACUAAAACGGUUCUUUCCAACUCUUGUAAAAGAUGUGAACGUUCUGGAACAUUUCACACGUGUAAAAAGAACCAAAUAAAGGUGUUAAUAUAUUUAACUCUC
Tachysurus fulvidraco (yellow catfish) is the source of this 3274-nucleotide messenger RNA. It is a transcript of the gene amotl2b, whose product is annotated as angiomotin like 2b. The record is from RefSeq and is a predicted model, not a curated record. Gene Ontology annotation, biological process: establishment of cell polarity involved in ameboidal cell migration; hippo signaling; actin cytoskeleton organization. Lineage: Eukaryota; Metazoa; Chordata; Actinopteri; Siluriformes; Bagridae. The transcript has 11 exons. The coding region runs from base 227 to 2131 and encodes 634 amino acids. Gene Ontology annotation, cellular component: cytoplasmic vesicle; bicellular tight junction; plasma membrane.